GCGCUAGGUCCGAGAGUUGCUGUGCCUGCAAUUUCGCCGCAGUUGCUGUACCUGUGCGCGUGCAGACCUCGCCGAGUUUUGUCUCCAGCACCGGCCUGACGGUCCUCAAGCAGCGAGAAUCUACCGUGCACAAAUGGGAGAGCACUAAGCCAAAAAGCAGUGCUGCAGCUCGAUGAUGAGCAGAGCACAACAGGAGGCAAGCAAUGGGAUGCAGCUCGAGGAAAUAACCCCGCCCGACCCGCGCCUCGCGGGCUGGAACGCCGACGAUGCGCCCGUCGCGAUGCGCUGCCUCGCGUGUGUGGUCGAACCGAAGCAAGCCUCUUCGUUAAUACGGGAGCUGCACGACGCCCUCCCCGCUUCAAGCGGUGGCGUCGCCCACGUGAAGCGCGUCAAGAAGGGCGAUGACGGUUCUUUGAGGGUCGUGCUCGCCGCCGAAGCCGUUUAUGACGACGUGAGUAACGAGGACGCCUACCGAGCUUUACUGACGCGGCGCUCGGAACUCGCACGGGAGGCAUUGGAGGUCGUGCUUGUACCAGCACAACCGCCCGUCACACGGGCACAUUUUGAGCAAGGCGCGCGGCUCUGGCCCCUCGCGCGCCCCCCGGCGUCGGACCGGACCGCGUCGCCGACGCACGACGACGUCCUAUCCGAAGCUCGUCCACGGCUCGAGGCGGCGGAACGCGACCGGGUCCAGCUCUCAAGUCUGCGCGCGCCCGGUACGACUCCGAAGUGCGCGGGCGGCGGCGCGGUACUCUACGACCCUUUGACGGGCUGUGAAUCGUUGACCGCCGCCGACGAAUUGAGGCAAUUAAUGGACGAGCGCACGCCAGCGAACCACCCGCUCCUCCACGCGCCGAUGUUGGUGGUCAGGGCGCAGGCGCGGCGCCAGCGCCGCAAACGAUCUGAAGGUGCGCCUCCGUCAGAAGCCUACCUCUGCACGGGCAUGGAUGUAUACAUGACGGACGAGCCGUGCGUCAUGUGCGCGAUGGCGCUGCUCCACUCCAGGGUUCGGCGCGCCGUUUACCGGCGAAGGGACUCUGAGAUGGGGGGCCUUGGUUCCGUCGAGAGCGUGCACGCUCUAUCGUCGACGAACCACCGGUUCCGCGCGUGGCGCGUCGUCGAGGAUGGGGUCUCCUAAGGCUGUGUGUUGUACAUUCGAUUCAACGGUUGUUAAGCACACACGGAUACAUGCGAUCGAUCAUGAUUCGAUGGAGAUAAGAAUUGUUGCGACGGGGGGACGACGGAGGUUCGACGGGGGUUCGACGGACAACAACACACACGCGAGUUCACAUUUCACUCAACGACAGCAGGCGCGCGUGGCGCUCCGGCCCGAGGUUCUGCCACGGGUCGGCGAGCAUGUCCGCGAUGCUCUGCUUCUGCGAGUGCGUCAGCUUGCUCCGCGCCACCGGAUCCUCCAGCGUCGCAUCGAGGCGGGGCCUGUGUGGAAA
Pelagomonas calceolata is the source of this 1448-nucleotide messenger RNA. The record is from the annotation of a GenBank genome assembly. NCBI's taxonomy places the organism in Eukaryota, Pelagophyceae, Pelagomonadales, Pelagomonadaceae.